UUUGGAUGGCUAAAAUCUAGAAAAGAAAUAAAUUAAAACAGCCAACACAUACAUAUCAUUUUUAAAACGUUCACUCGUAUCAUCCCUAAUUUUGCUGCGCUUAUCGAUAUCUUAUCAUUCGUGGUGAAUGCCUUGAGCGACCAGGAUUCUUCAGAAAAAAAAAAUAAAGUACGGUCCGACAUAAAGAUACUGGGAGUCUUAAUAAACAUAAUUAGCUUCUUCUUGGACGUCGAGAGCCCUAGAUAAGAGCCGACUUGUUAUAUAUGUGUGCAGCGCUUACGGAUAAACAAGCAAAAGUCGGUUAUGGACUCGCGUAAUCGACGCGGCUACUCGGGGGGCAGUGGAAACGAUGGAACUGGGGGAAGGGGCGGCAAUAGCACCGCCUACUACAAUAGAUCCCGUUCCCGUUUCAGCAGAUCCCGGUCUCGGUCACGUGAGCGCAAUCGUGGCUUUGGCGGAGGAGGUGGCGGCGGAUUCAGACACCGCAAUACUCGUUCUCGGAGUCGAGACCGCUCGCCCGGCUUUAGGCACGACGAGCGUGGGGCGCGCGGGGGAGGUGGAGGCGGAGGAGACCCUGACUUAUAUCACAAUAUGAUCAAUGAUGACUUCAGGGAUGACCAGCGCAAUUACAAUCCAAGGAACAACUUUAAUAAUCGUCCAUUUCGGCGAGAGGAUAGCUUUGAACAAAACCGUAACCAUAGGAACAACAGCAGGGACAACGAUAGAGGUCGAGAUAAUCAUGACAAUCUUGACAACGAUCAGCGAUGGAGGGAUUUCGAUAACCGCGAACGCAAUUCCAUGGAGAGAUCGGAAAGGUUUCAAGACAGGGAACCGAAGAGGCCCUGGAACAGGAAUUAUUCUAACGAGCAUGAUGACAGAGGCAGGAGCCACGAGCGGAUGAGUCGGCCAAGAGAUAUUCGUCCAAGCAACAACGGCGUUGGGAGUAAUCGGGAACGAGAACGGGAUUGGGAGCACGACCGAGAUCAGGAUUGGAAUCAUGAUCGAAAUCAAGAUCGACAUAGAAGAGGCUCAUCCGAAGAGGAUUUGGAUGAAGGACAGAUGCGGAGAAACAAGAACGGGAAUUCCCAAGAGCCUCUCAAUAUAAUAAUUAUACUUGGGCUUACCAUGGAAAUUACCAGGGCAGAUAUUAUGAGCGAACUGAUUAAGAUGAACAUGGAGCCGGCCUGUAUUCGGAUUAUUCGAAAGCAUGGGAAACGCUUUUGUCCCGACUCCGCUGCAAUGCCUCAGCAGCAAAGAAAUUCAUCACGCGGUAUAGCGUUUGUCGAGUUUACCACCGUUGAAGAGGCGAAGCAAUGGAUGGAGAUUACUCAGGGUAUCCUCAAGUUGGGCGAUCAUCGGUUGACCAUGCAGUACAGCCAUACACGUAUACAGGAUUGGAACUGCAGCAAGUGUGGCGUCUGCAACUUUAAGUUUAGAUGCUAUUGCUUCGUGUGUAAGACAUCCCGAGAGGAGGCCGAAAGCGUUGGCGGUAGCGAGGGCGUGGAUGAAGUCAGCAACAUCCUCACCAAAAAGAUCAUGCUGCGCAACCUAGACGCGUUGACAAACGAAGAGGGUGUGCUCACCGCCCUCCAGCAGUACUUGCCUGAUCUAACAAAAACGAUUAGCAAGGUUCUAAUUAGUCGGGACACCUUGACUCAGGCAUCUCGAGGCAUUUGUUACCUUCAGUUCGACACCCUCAUCGACUCGAUGAAUGUCCAUAAUGGCUUGACAGCACUAAAUCCACCGCUUACGCUGGAUGAUCGGCCUGUUGCCAUUACUUAUUGCAUUGACGCGGAGGAACACCAAACAGGGUCAAAGGAUGCAAGUACAACGGCAACCAAGGGCAGCGAAGAAAGCCAUCAGAAUAGGGAUGCUGCAUUAGUGUCACCCUCGGGUCUUGGUGGCAACUACACCCUGGCGGAUGUGCCACGUCUCGCCGAGUACAGUGCCUCAUUAUAUGCCUCAAAUCCCGCAGAGCAGGCGCACUACGUUCAAUACUACACAGACUUCUACACCUCCGAGAUAAGCAAGAAAAAUGCAGAUCCACAAUUGACGGAGGCAAAUUCAGGGGCUGCUGUGGCCCUUUCGGCCAUACAGCGCAAGCAGAAGAAAAUGAACAGUAUAGAGACCACGAUCACAGCGGCGGCCGCAGCAGCUGCCCAAGCAGCUGCUGAAGUAAAAGCUUCCUUUGCUGCCCAAGCUAUAAGUUCUGCGCCUAGGGGUAACGACGGGAAGACGUACCCCGCACCCGAUGUAUCGCAAUAUCAAUAUGAUGAGACCUCGGGUUACUACUACGACCGCACCACAGGCCUCUACUACGAUGCGCACUCACAGUACUACUACAACAACGAAACGGGUGCGUAUCUGUACUGGGAUCAGAAGAGAAGCACCUAUGUGCUGGCCACUCCUGCUUCCACGCAGGCAGCUCUCCAGGAAGUACUGGCUGACGCCGAGCAGAAGGAGGAUGAUGCCAAAAAGGCGAAGGAAAAGGAGAAAGACAAGGAGGGCGGCGCCAACAAGCACGAUAAGGUCAAGGUGGCCAAGAAAAUAGUCAAGGAUAUGGAAAAGUGGGCCAAGCAGCUGAAUCAGAAGAAGGACUACACUGUGGUGGCUACGCCGCAGCCCAUCCUUUCGGCCCACGACGGUCCCAGCACCUCGCGGGGCUCUCAAGGAGGAUAUGCUGACCUGGGAUUCUCCAUUUUGGAAAAGAAGGAGAGGGCCAAGCUCACCGACUUCAUGUCACAGGCUGUACCGACCGGAACAAACAAGGUUGUUAAUGCGUAUGGCGGAGGAUCGGAAUCUGAAGAGGAAGGUGCUGGCAACUUACAGAAUGUCCAGAGUUCAAUGGGAACUGGACCUGUAAGUGGAAGUGUCGAUGAAUCGGACUACGUGGACUUCCAAAAGUUAACGUGUCAGCUCUGCAAACGUGCCUUCCAAUCGCUGGACAUCCUUCAGAAGCAUUUAAAGAUGUCAAAUUUACACAAGGAAAACUUGGCAAAGCUCAACCAAAGCUCGGGAGGCGGCGGCGUUGACGAGAGCCUAUCAUAUCGUGAUCGUGCUAAGGAGCGUAGGCUUAAGUACGGAGAAAGCGAUCCCCCGCCACCGAAUCGAAGUAGAGAGCGUUUCGAGCAGGAGAUCAAGACUUUGCAGACGAGGCAGAAGGACAUCUCGGGACCGGCUGCCGCCAUGCCCAUCUGCUCCAGCAACGUGGGAAGUCGCCUGCUGCAGAAGAUGGGCUGGUCAGAGGGCCAGGGUUUAGGGAGAAAGAACCAAGGUCGCACACAGAUCAUAGAGGCUGAAGGUCGCACCAACAAUGUGGGUCUGGGAAACAAGGCAGGCAACAUGAUGCCGGGCAACGACUAUAAAUCCUACAUCAAGAAGAUGAUGAAGCAGCGAUAUGAGAAUGCAUGAAAAUAGGUUAAUUAUCAAACAAAGAGCUCGAUUCUUUUCAAAAAGUUUAAGCUAAUAGAUGAUAUUUUAACGGCAAUUUUUGUAUCCAUUACAUUUUUUUGAUUUUUCGAAAUCUUUACAUUUUAUUCUUGAAACUAAGCGCCAGUGAAUCAGAAAAACCAUAUUAUUGGUUUAGAGCCUGCCUUUGGCUUGUCAGGGAUACGUGAAAAGGUCUUGAAUAGCAAAUAUUUUUAAGAUUA
Drosophila serrata is the source of this 3650-nucleotide messenger RNA. RefSeq names its product RNA-binding protein 5-A-like. Gene Ontology annotation, molecular function: RNA binding. NCBI's taxonomy places the organism in Eukaryota, Metazoa, Arthropoda, Insecta, Diptera, Drosophilidae. The record is from RefSeq and is a predicted model, not a curated record. Gene Ontology annotation, cellular component: nucleus. Gene Ontology annotation, biological process: mRNA splicing, via spliceosome.